Messenger RNA from Papilio xuthus (Asian swallowtail), 803 nucleotides. Its product is annotated as glycolipid transfer protein. The transcript has 5 exons. The record is from RefSeq and is a predicted model, not a curated record. Gene Ontology annotation, molecular function: ceramide 1-phosphate transfer activity; ceramide 1-phosphate binding. Gene Ontology annotation, cellular component: cytosol; membrane; cytoplasm. Gene Ontology annotation, biological process: intermembrane lipid transfer; ceramide transport. NCBI's taxonomy places the organism in Eukaryota, Metazoa, Arthropoda, Insecta, Lepidoptera, Papilionidae. The coding region runs from base 27 to 653 and encodes 208 amino acids.
AAUUAUAAUACAAUAGUGAAUUAUAAAUGGCAGCUAAUAUUGUGCCCAAUAAGUUUAUUCUUGAAGAAAUAAACUAUUUCCCAUCAGUGGUAAACGGAAGAAUAAAUUUUAUAUUAUUUAUAAAAGCAUCAUCGGAUCUUUUGAUUUUAAUUGAUCGGCUUGGAAAAAUAUUCACUCCAGUAAAGCAAGACAUACAAGGUAAUAUUGAUAAAAUAAACAAAUAUUACAAGUAUGAUGAAAACUCCUGUUUGCUUGAAUUAAUGCUUGAAGAGGUAAAAAAUGGGAAACCGUUGGGUGCAGAAGGUGUUCUUUGGCUUAACAGAGCAUUAUUAUUUUUCGAGCUGACAUUUCAUGGAAUCUUGGAUAAUUUUAAAUCAGAUCCAAAUGAAGUUAACAUGAAGAAAGUAUAUAUAUCAGCUUAUGAAGGCUCUGUUAAGAAAUAUCAUGGUUGGAUGACACAACAACUCUUUAAUACUAUGUGCAGAAUGGCGCCAACAUUACCACAAAUUAUAAAAUCAUUCGAAGUUGAAAAUAAUAUAAAUAUAUUUGAAUCAAAAUUGUCCAUUUUUAAUGAAGCUUUACAUUUAGUAAGAUGGGAAAUUGACAAGUUCUUUGAAAAUAACAAUUUAUUUACUAAUAAUUUUGUUCCAUAAUACAAAGUAUUAAACCAAAAAGUUUUGUAAUUAGGAAAAUAAUUUGCCUAAGAUUCUACUAUAGGUGCUGUGUUAAAAUUAUUUAAAGGGGCUACUAUAAAGUAUUAAAAAUUGUCAAGUAUUUAUUAACAUAGAAAUUAUAAUUUUGUA